Messenger RNA from Myxocyprinus asiaticus (Chinese sucker), 1476 nucleotides. RefSeq names its product cytochrome c oxidase subunit 7A-related protein, mitochondrial-like. Bases 97 to 447 code for a protein of 116 amino acids. The record is from RefSeq and is a predicted model, not a curated record. The transcript has 3 exons. Gene Ontology annotation, biological process: mitochondrial respirasome assembly; regulation of oxidative phosphorylation; mitochondrial electron transport, cytochrome c to oxygen. NCBI's taxonomy places the organism in Eukaryota, Metazoa, Chordata, Actinopteri, Cypriniformes, Catostomidae.
AUUUGCGCCGGCAGAGGUCCUCUCAUACCCUUCACAGUGAGAAGGUGGUGGACGUGAUCUGUGUGUCCGCUGUAACUCACAGUGCUGUCAUCAAACAUGUACUAUAAAGUAAGCGGAGUUACCGGGAAAUUAACGGGAGCCACCGCAGCGUCCGCUUAUAGCCCUCAGGGGCUGAAGCCCACGGUGCCCUCUCAACCUCCUCCCAUGGUUUUUGCCUCACCAACUAAGGUGGUUUCAGAGGCAGGGCCAGCAGUUCACUACAUGGGAAUAAACAAAGUCCCUGAGCUGCAGAAGAUCUUCCAGAAAGCUGAUGGAGCACCGGUUCACCUAAAGCGUGGAGUCAUGGACAAAAUGCUGUAUAGGACCACAAUGGGCUUGACGAUCGGUGGCACCCUCUACUGUUUAAUGGCCCUGUACGUCGCUGCCCAGCCCCGGAAACCGCAGUGACCUGCUCUUUCUGUGCCCUGCAUAAUUAAAUACAUUAAAAUCAUCAUGAGAAGGACUGAUGACAUGGACUAUUGUCAUUCUGCCCUCAACGACAGUCACAGAAUCGCAUUAUUACUCCAAUGCUUAUUUAUAACUGCGAUAUUUUGUGUAACCAAUCCCCACUGAGUAUAAAAGUACAUCUAUUCUAACUGUCAUUUUACCAGUCCGAAAACCAAACUUUCUGAUGAGUUUGCUGGGUAUGAUGGGGUCGUUAUUACAUGUAUACAAUCAAGAGUGUUGUUUUGGAUUUCAAAUCAUUACUUUACCCUCUCAAAGGGACAUCUAACUGGUUCCUCCUAUACGCCAGUUUCUCAGUCUUAUGGGCAGUAAUUUACCUUGAUGGUCUAAUUUGUAACACCUUGGGGGAAAUAAAUAGUUGAACUCUCAUGAAUUGAACUCUCAUGGACCAGCAAUCCACAGCAGGUUUUGGUCUUGCCUUUCAUCCUAUUUUCAUACUCAUCGUGACUUUAUCACACACUGCUCAGAUAUACUGACCUAUUUGAAUCCCCUCAUAUCUGUUGACUAAUGACAGUGAAUAGCCUAUUUGUCUGUAAAAGAAGUCCUUGUAGUUUGUAUUUAGGAGAAUAAAUAUAUUUUGUUUGUAAAAAGUGAAAAAACAGUCUCUCUUCUGUGUUGACCUGUUACAGUCCUUAUGGUAGAUGUUGUUUUCGUGUUUUUCUGCAUCUGAGCCGAGAGCAAACAACAUCCUUGUAGUCUUGGAUUCAAUGUCGCCAUACAGGAAAUGAGUCUGAUGGGACUGUGCGUAUUAGUGGUAAUAAAAACAUAAAAGCAUUUCAACAGUCUGAAGCAUAAUUCAUUGAUAUUAGAUUAGGUCCCUGGAUAUAAGAUUAUCAGUCACAUUUAGAUGCAUGUUUGUGUCAUGGGAGUGGAGAAUUAACAUUAUAUUGAUGCUUGACAUUUGAUAGUGUCAUGUCUUAUGACGCAGUACUUGCAUAAUGCCUACAAUAGAUUUGUGUUUGUGGAAUUGAA